AUGUAGUACAUAAACACAUCAAAAUACAUGUACGAUCAAUUGAGAUAACACAACUCGUAAAAUAAUAAAUUGCAUGGACAUAGGAAACAUCAAAAUGGUGUGGCUCCAUCGACUCCGGCGGUAGUAAUGUUUACGUUUCUUUAUAAUCUUUGUAUUUUGCAAUAAUUUAUCUUUUUUCAUAAUUUUCCAUCUUUGUUUUUGAAAGGGACUCGAUUUAAGCUCCCCGCUGAAUCACGUGUUUGAUACCGUUAACUUUCAUCGUUUUCAUAUUUUGUGUAAAUGUUUGCUAAAUAUAUAGUUAUUUUGAUUACAUGGUCUUGAUCCCAAGUUGAAUUUAGAUUUCGAGCAUUAUUCUACUAAAUAUGUGGAAGUUAUCUAAUUUUUUAAUGCGUGUAUGGACCGGUUGCGCGUAAAUUAACACCUCUCCCCUUGAAUAACACGGUCACGGGGUUGGUAAAAAACUGUAACCAUAUUAGUUACGACACCUAAGCCGGGAGGGAUCUCGAAUUUGUACUGUAGGUUCGGAUACCCCGGACGAGGGGCGUUUUACCUAUUUCAGGGGUGGAAUUUCCGCUAACAAAAGCUGUUCGGUUUAGAAUCUAUGUACGAUAUGAGUUGCGAUUCACCAAUUUCCAUAUAUUCUGUUAACGUAGAAUUUGCCCUCCAAGGCCAUGUAAUUUUCGAUGUUACUUUUAACAUAAGGGUGUUAGUGUACUGAGGAUGAGUUACCUGUUGUACAUUUUAACCGAUGGAGUUCCACGUUGGUCUAUCCGGGUGUGCUAAAAUCGACGGUCUGCCGCCUCUGGUCAUAUUACUUAAGGCGCUGUGGUAUUUCUUGCGGUACCAAUUCUAAAUGGUUGUUUUUUGAGAAAAUAAGUUAUACACCAAAUGAAAACGUUGAUAAUAGCACUUAAAAAAUCUUUUAAAAAAUCGCGAGCAAGUGAUAACUGAAAAAAUAAUUUUUAGUCGGUUUUUCACGAACUUUCUACGGAUAUAACUAGGUUAUGGUUGGAUGAAUGAAGUUGAUUUUUUGUACAGACUAAUGAAUAAUGAUAGGUACUGCUAAUCACUAGGACAGUGCUUCUUUUAAAAUUUUUUAAAAAGAAGAUAUCUAAUAAUAAUAAGAUAAACGGUAUGGUGCUCCGCAGGCGACAUGAUGAAUUUGUCAUGUGUUAAUUUGAACAUUCAUAGAACGAAAAUGGCGCGCAAUUCAAAUCCUAAAGCCGAAUUUGGAUCACCCCUUAUCAUCCUACAGAUGAACGAACUUGGAUGUUGGCCAUUUUCUGUCAAAAUUGGGAUAGGAAACUCUCAUUCACGUUUUUCACACAUUGAUUUAUAUAUGAAUGCACGAUUAAAAAAAUCUGAGCGAAAUGAAGAAAGCUGCCCAGAACGCGAAAGCAAUUGUGUUGUUAAGAACCGAGGUUUCAGAUUGUCGUUGCAGUGCAGCGCACCUGUUCCAAUAGAUUCUUUGAAAAUGAUCUCUAACGCAACCAUAAUCGAUCCUCCGCUUACGUUUUCUUGGUUAGAUUACGCAGUGUUUGGUGUGAUGUUAAGUGUGAGUGGAAUCAUAGGCAUAUUCUUCGGAUGUUUCGGAACGAAGCAAAAUUCCACCGACGAAUACCUCUUGGGAGGAAGAAAACUGCACAUACUUCCAGUUUCAAUGUCGAUAAUCGCUAGUAACAUUUCCGGUUUGGCCGUCUUGGGAGUGUCGGCGGAUAUCUACAGAUAUGGUGCAGCUCACGUGUGGGCAUUGAUACCCAUAGCGAUCUGCCCGUUGGCAUGCAUAUACGUGUACAUGCCGGUAUUCCUAAAAUUGAAGCUCAUUACAACCUAUCAGUAUUUGCAGAUUCGCUUUGAUAAUACGAUAAAGAUGCUCGCUUCGUUCAUAUACAUUUUUCAUCUGAUCAUUUAUAAUCCCGUCGUUAUUUUCUUGCCCUGUUUAGCCUUCAACCAAGCGACUGGCUACAACGUCAAUGUACUUGCACCGGCCACAACCAUAUUUUGCGUAUUCUACACUGCCAUUGGUGGUCUGAAGACGGUGGUGUGGACGGAUACCCUACAAACCAUUUCAAUACUGCUGGGAUUAUUUGCUGUACUUGGCAUGGGUUUGUACCAAGGUGGUGAUGUGAGCACGAUCUUUGAAGUUGCUAAGUCGGGUGAGAGACUCGAUAUCUUCAAUUUCAACAUUGAUCCAACCAUUCGAGACAAUUUCUGGACGUAUGCCUUAGGAUCUACAGCGAUGUGGAUGGUGGAUGUUUCUAUCAACCAAGGCACGUUGCAACGUUUGAAUGCAGUGCCGACAUUCGCGCACGCAAAGAUGGUAAUGCUGAUAUUUUUUGUUAUCUCAGUUACAGUGAAAGUCCUAGCGAUUAUAACUGGCAUAUCUAUGUAUGCCAGAUAUGCAGAUUGUGAUCCACUGCUGUCGGGAAAAGUGGCGCACUCCGAUCAAGUGGUGCCGUACUAUGUUAUGGAUGUGGGGGGUUCCAUCCUUGGUUUGCCUGGACUGUUCAUAGCGGGCGUUUUCGCAGCCGCGUUAAGCACCCUCUCAACAAACUUACUCAACUUGUCAACAACAAUUUACACAGACCUUCUAUCCGGAUUUGUAUCAAAAUCGAUAUCUGAAAGAAACGUGAGUUAUAUCCUAAAAUUGAUCGUCGCAGUUGUUGGGAUCGUCGAUUGCGGUUUGGUGCUCAUAGUCGGGAAAUUUGGAGGAAUCCUGCAAUUUGGAAUAAGUCUAUUAGGCAUAACGUAUGGAACGUUGCUUGGGCUCUUCACGCUCGGCAUGGUUUUUCCAAUUGCCAAUAAACAGGGCGCUCUUUGCGGAGGAAUAGCUGGGAUAAUCUUCAGUUCUUGUAUGGUUCUCGGAAAUUUGUGGUACAAGUUUCACGGAACACUUCCCGAUUAUCCGAAACCUGUUUCAACAAGGGGUUGCAAUUUUACCACACCGUUACUAAUAGAGACACGCAAUUAUCACGGAGGGGAGAUGCCAGUCGCAUUUUUCAGAAUAUCGUUUUGGUAUUAUCCAUUCUACGGGUGUCUUGUGGUAUUGGUUGUUGGUCUCUUUGUGAGUUUCGUAACACGGAAACCUAAUUCUACACCUCGUCCAGAGCUAAUUAGCCCGAUGUUCCAAUUUUUGUUACCGCAGAAGCACUUACAAAGAAGUGCAAGUUAUAGGAGAAGCGAAGUUGCAUUAAAAAUAACUGCGCAUGCAACUGAAGAUCAAUGAAAUUUUUCUAGCUAAAUUCUAUCUUAAUUAUAGUUAAAAUGCUCCUACUGUACUGUGUGCACCGUACCGAUAUAGGAGCAUUAGUUUCUUUUAAUAAACGAAUUUCGAAGUGAACCUGA
Molecule: messenger RNA, 3345 nt
Organism: Photinus pyralis (common eastern firefly)
Lineage: Eukaryota; Metazoa; Arthropoda; Insecta; Coleoptera; Lampyridae
Product: sodium-coupled monocarboxylate transporter 2-like
Exons: 9
Coding region: 1154-3226 (690 amino acids)
Biological process (GO): transmembrane transport; sodium ion transport
Cellular component (GO): membrane
Molecular function (GO): symporter activity
Source: RefSeq, a predicted model, not a curated record